AGCGCCUUACGGCGACGUCAUCGACCGGAAGUGAGUGAAACAGUCGCGCUGAGCACGUCUCGUGGAGGGUCACUUUGAGCAAUAUUUCAUAAUAAUAAACAGUCCAGUCACUAAUAACAGUAACCGAGGUGUGAAUGGAUCCGUCUAAAGCAGAGGAGCCUGAGCUGAGACACGUGGAGAAAGACGUCUUGAUUCCUAAACUGAUGCGGGAGAAAGCCAAAGAGAGAUGCUCUGAACACGUGCACGAGUUCAACCGCUGCUGUAAGGACACCGGCUUCCUCAUGGUGUUCAAGUGUCAGGAGGAGAACGCCGCUCUGAAGCAGUGUCUGACGCAGCACUAUCAGGACCCGGCGUUCUUCGACGAGUGCAAGCGCGAGUAUCUCCGAGAGAAAGUGGAGUACCAGCAGACGGGGAUCCCAGCCAAGAACAGACAGCAGAAGAUCCCCAGCAGCAUGUAGACGGACGCUUUAUAUUCAUGAUUAGCUCUUAUGAAGCGUCGCUGGCACCUAAAGCCUAAUAAAAAUUCAUAGAGAAUGCUUGUGAAUCACAUCGGAUGUGUUUGGUGCCGCGACCCGCCGGGAAUUACUGGCACGCCACCUCCGAACAGAACCGCUGCUUUUUAUUUGCUUUAGAAGUUAUUCAUGACGCUCGUGUUCGGCUGCUUUUCAAUCAGGAGAUGAACUUCUUCAAUUAGAAACUCCCGACUUCACUUUCGUUGUUUCUAACGCCGCAGCACAUCUCUUUUUUUUUGUUAACGCAGAAUAUAACUCUGUAUUGUGAACGUUUAAUCUGCUUCCGCUCACCAAGGCCGCAAUUAUUAAUUUGAGCAAAAGUCUAUAAAUAUGUGCGUUCAGUUCAGAAAGCUGUUUUCUGUGUGAGUGUGUGUUCAAGUGUGGUUUAUUUCUGUGCAUCAUUACUCAAAUCAUUUCUGAUUGUUUUCAGUGCCGUGCCGUCCAGGAUUUCUGUGCAAACCUUUUUCUAAUAGAAAUCGUUUAGAACUUUAUAAAAUGAUCUCAACGCAUCUUUGAAUGAAAGUGUUCGUUCAUAAUCCAUAGAGAGAUUGAUGCUAAUCAAAUCCCCAAAUAAGUGUUUUUGUUUGCAUGUGGUUUUCUGUGUAUAUUUAUUGUCUAUUUAAAUAAAAGCAUACAGUAUGUAUUUUGAAAA
Puntigrus tetrazona (Sumatra barb) is the source of this 1164-nucleotide messenger RNA. It is a transcript of the gene cmc1, whose product is annotated as C-x(9)-C motif containing 1. Bases 135 to 458 code for a protein of 107 amino acids. The transcript has 4 exons. The record is from RefSeq and is a predicted model, not a curated record. NCBI's taxonomy places the organism in Eukaryota, Metazoa, Chordata, Actinopteri, Cypriniformes, Cyprinidae. Gene Ontology annotation, cellular component: mitochondrion.